CAACACUCUGGACCAAGCAGCAACAAGAGACGGCCAAAUUUUCCAGAGAAGUGAUUAAAAAUGUUGUCUUCACAGCUGAGCUUGGCAAUGCUGUUCUGCUUCAUGGGGUGUGCUAAUUCAAUCACGGUCCAGACGCCCCAGAAAGCUGUGAAUGUGACCAGCGGGGGGAGCGUGUUUCUGGGGUGCACCUUUUCCACAUCGCAGCCCACCACCAACCUGAACAUCCAGUGGUCUUACAAUCCCAAAUCCAGCAUGGUGCCACAGCAGAUUUACUACUACAUUUCAGGAAAGGCUGUUAUCCAAGCGGAUUUUGCGGGUAGAAUAACGGAACCCGCGUUCCCAAACAUCACGAAAAACGCUUCCAUAGUCAUCAGCGGCAUGAAGCCCUCGGACUCCGGGGUCUACAGCUGUGUGGUGCACAACUUCCCCGAUGCCGAGGGACAAACGGAGGGAAACAUCAACGUCAACGUUCUCGAGAAGCCAUCCAACCCCUUCUGCGCUGUUCACGGCACGGUGGAGUCGGGUCACCUGGUCACCCUCACCUGUCACACGGAGCGGGGAAACCCCACCCCCACCUACACCUGGACCAAGCUCAACCAGGGCAAGGCUCGGAGCGUGCUGGGGAGGACAGAUUUUCACACGGGAGUCUUGUACAUCGGAAACCUGUCUCAGUUUGAGUUUGGCGAGUAUCAGUGCAACGCGUCUAACGUUGUGGGAUUUUCCACCUGCUCCAUUAAGCUCGUGGAAGAGCUGGGGGACGGGGCGAUUGCUGGGGCUGUGAUUGGUUCCCUGCUGGGGGCCGGCCUGGUGGUGUUCCUGGUCUGGUUCAUCUCACAUAAACUGAAGAAAAGCAAAUAUAAGGCAGCGAAAGCAGCAGCAGCCACUGAGAUGCAAGCCAGGCCAGCCAGCGGCGACUCACUGAAGUACGCGAGCCUCCCCACCAGAGACAGCGCUGCCCAGGCCUCAACCAAAGCCGUGUCCCCCCCUCAGGACCCCCCAGCCCCAGACCAGGAAGGGGAGGAGGAGGAAGAGCAAGAGAGGGAGGGGCCGGCGCACGCGUAAAGGGUCAGGUGCUAACAGACAGGACAUGCUGUGUUCUGUCAGCACUGGAACCAACCCAAACCCAAACCCAAACCACACGCCUGUCAGCAGUGCCAACCCAAACCAAAACCCAAACCACACGCCUGUCAGCAGUGCCAACCCAAAC
Messenger RNA from Anguilla anguilla (European eel), 1207 nucleotides. RefSeq names its product V-set and immunoglobulin domain-containing protein 1-like. NCBI's taxonomy places the organism in Eukaryota, Metazoa, Chordata, Actinopteri, Anguilliformes, Anguillidae. Gene Ontology annotation, cellular component: plasma membrane. Gene Ontology annotation, biological process: maintenance of gastrointestinal epithelium; epithelial cell morphogenesis. The transcript has 7 exons. The coding region runs from base 61 to 1062 and encodes 333 amino acids. The record is from RefSeq and is a predicted model, not a curated record.